GUCGUCUGGUCUUUAUUUAGUAUUUUUGAUUAAUCAAAGCUUUCUUGCAGAUUGGCUAGUUGAUGAUCAUAUGCGUAAAUUAUAUCUUAAAGUUGGAAUUUUUUAUAGCGCACGUUCAGUUUUUAGGCGUUUAAUAUUCCAUUGAUACCCUCCUUCGUUGAACGUCCACUCCUUUUUAGAAUUUUAGCCUUUUCUUGCCCUGUGCUCAAUGCUCAUCUCACAUGUUAAGCAAUAGAGCUUUUGAAGGAAUUAGCGUUUCUCUCUCUGCAUUUGAAAGAAAAUUUUCUGGGUUUGGUGACUGUUAAGGCGGUUCUGGUUCUUUAGUUAAGUCUGUGACUCUUUUUCGAUUUCUCUCUCGGAUUCGAAUGCUAGAGCUGAACAGACCCGGAAUGCAUUGGUCGUUCUCGAACGUGGGCUCUGCUCCUUCUCAGCUUCUAUCUUUCAAGGCCUCAUCGGAUGACGGGCUGGGAAAAAGCGCCUGUGAUUCGUUAGCGUCGUUUGGAUCUAUGACCGUAUCUAGGUUGGACGUUGAGAGGAAUAGGUUCGGCGACAAACAAGCAGGAAGUUACUAUGUGACAGGGGCUAACCCUCAGCAGUACUUGAAUGCGCAGCCGAUCAGUCGGCCCCAAGAAGCGAGGACUUUCCCUUCCCCGAAGCACCUCAGUCAAGUGGCCACAAAGACGCCGGUCGUUCAGUCCCAUGUGGCGGCAUCCUCUGAGCAAAACGUGAUUUGCUCCUCUGUAAAAGGGGGAUUUACCUUUGUCCCUCCUGCAUCAGUUCCUCCGACUUCGACUUCUCUUGUUGGCUUCACUGAUUCUAGGAAUGCUACGAGAUCCUCUGCAGCACCAGCCCAGAUGACCAUCUUCUUCGGCGGUUCGGUGUAUGUGUACGAUGAUGUAUCUCCAGAAAAGGCUCGGGCAAUCAUGUUGCUGGCAGGGAACUGUUCUUCUGCAUCUCUCUCUAAGACCGUUCCAUCGGCUCAAAUUCCACCACCUAUUACGCCGAUCACCAGACCUGUGCCUGUUGAUGAUUUGAAUGGGAGCGGAAGAUCGUCGAUGCUCUCAUUUUCUGCAGUUCCGAGCAAUGGGGAUCAGAGGAGGGUGAAAUCUGUAGGAGCCUACGAUUCGUCAAUCAGACGACAUGAGACUCCGAAAGCAAUAACUUCCGUUGCACCGGCUAGACCAACUAUUUUUCCGGCCGCUAAUUGUUGCCUCGCAGUUGCUCUACCUCUGGCUCGGAAGGCAUCCUUGGCUCGAUUUCUAGAGAAGCGCAAAGAACGGGCGAUGUGCAUGUCUCCUUAUGCUCCGGGCAAGAGAUCUCCAGAUCAUACCGGCUCAGCUUCGGACAGCUUUAGCCGCUCUACCAAUUCCGCCGCUUCCUGUCAUCACAUAGACAUCAACCAGAAGCUAUAGCUGCUGUUUUCGAUGAGGAUUCCGGGCAAGGGAAUACCGACAAAGGUUUUUUACGCAAGCCAGCAAAUGCCAUCAUCAGCAACUCCUCCUGUUUUUGGUCCAAGAUGAAUUUUUUUUUCCAGCCAUGACUCUUGGUUGGAAGUCAUUAGUCGUAUGCUUUUUAGUCCCAUGUUUUUUUUUUUAUUUCCCCUCCCUAUUUGCCGUCUUUUCGAUCCGAUUUGUCGACAAAAAACAAUGCGAUUUCCGUCACCCCCUUCGUUAAAGUUUUGUUCCGGAUCGAGCCGAGUGUAAAUGUAAUUCUAAGUAAUUCGUGAUUUGUGCUGCAUAAGAUGGAUCUGCAGCGCUAAGAACAGUAGGAGUACUUGAACUGCAUAUAAUGCUCACAUGCCUUAAGAUCUCAUCUUUGCUCUGCGUUGCUUCUUUGGUUCAUUAGGACUCGGUCA
Molecule: messenger RNA, 1855 nt
Organism: Rhodamnia argentea
Lineage: Eukaryota; Viridiplantae; Streptophyta; Magnoliopsida; Myrtales; Myrtaceae
Product: protein TIFY 6B-like
Exons: 7
Coding region: 366-1412 (348 amino acids)
Biological process (GO): regulation of jasmonic acid mediated signaling pathway; response to wounding; regulation of defense response
Cellular component (GO): nucleus
Source: RefSeq, a predicted model, not a curated record